Messenger RNA from Cygnus atratus (black swan), 4389 nucleotides. It is a transcript of the gene NCAM1, whose product is annotated as neural cell adhesion molecule 1. The transcript has 19 exons. Lineage: Eukaryota; Metazoa; Chordata; Aves; Anseriformes; Anatidae. Gene Ontology annotation, cellular component: membrane. Gene Ontology annotation, molecular function: protein binding. The coding region runs from base 118 to 3447 and encodes 1109 amino acids. Gene Ontology annotation, biological process: cell adhesion. The record is from RefSeq and is a predicted model, not a curated record.
GAGAAAAAAUAAAAUAAAAGCCUUAUUAAAAAUCCGGGGGGAGUUCCGAGAGGCGAGCCGCGUUUCUCCCUAAUUGCAGGAAAAGGUGCAACGGCCGCCGUCCCUCAGCCGGCUGCGAUGCUGCCAGCCACCGCGCUGCCCUGGACGUUGUUUCUCCUCAGAGCCGCAGCAUCUCUACAAGUGGAUAUCGUUCCAAGCCAGGGGGAGAUCAGCGUUGGAGAAUCCAAAUUCUUCUUAUGUCAAGUGGCAGGGGAAGCCAAAUACAAAGACAUUUCCUGGUUUUCUCCUAAUGGCGAGAAGCUGACGCCCAACCAACAGCGCAUCUCAGUGGUGCGAAACGAUGACUUCUCCUCCACCCUCACCAUCUACAACGCCAACAUUGAUGAUGCUGGCAUCUAUAAAUGUGUUGUCAGCAGCGUGGAGGAGGGAGACUCCGAGGCCACCGUCAAUGUCAAAAUUUUUCAAAAGCUGAUGUUCAAGAACGCUCCCACUCCUCAGGAAUUCAAGGAAGGGGAUGAUGCUGUGAUUGUGUGUGAUGUGGUCAGCUCGCUGCCUCCUACCAUCAUUUGGAAACACAAAGGCAGGGAUGUUAUCCUAAAAAAAGAUGUUCGAUUUAUAGUCCUGUCCAACAACUACCUGCAGAUCCGGGGAAUCAAGAAAACAGAUGAAGGGACGUACCGCUGUGAGGGCCGGAUCUUGGCUCGUGGGGAGAUCAACUUCAAAGAUAUUCAGGUCAUCGUAAAUGUACCUCCUUCUGUGCGUGCCAGGCAGAGCACUAUGAACGCCACUGCCAACCUCAGCCAGUCUGUCACCUUAGCGUGUGAUGCUGAUGGCUUUCCUGAGCCAACCAUGACGUGGACAAAGGAUGGCGAGCCAAUAGAGCCGGAGGAUGAUGAAGAGAAAUACAGUUUUAACUAUGAUGGGUCCGAGCUAAUCAUCAAGAAGGUGGAUAAGAGUGACGAAGCAGAGUACAUCUGCAUCGCUGAGAACAAGGCUGGCGAGCAGGAUGCCACCAUUCAUCUCAAAGUCUUUGCAAAACCCAAAAUCACAUACGUGGAGAAUAAAACAGCUAUGGAGCUGGAGGAUCAGAUCACGCUGACCUGUGAGGCGUCGGGGGACCCAAUCCCUUCCAUCACUUGGAGAACUUCAACCCGGAACAUCAGCAAUGAAGAGAAGACCCUGGAUGGGCGCAUCGUAGUGCGGAGCCACGCCCGGGUGUCAUCCCUGACUCUGAAAGAAAUUCAGUACACAGAUGCCGGAGAGUAUGUAUGCACAGCCAGCAACACCAUCGGGCAGGACUCCCAAGCCAUGUACCUCGAAGUGCAGUAUGCCCCAAAGCUUCAGGGCCCUGUGGCUGUCUAUACGUGGGAAGGGAAUCAAGUGAAUAUCACCUGUGAGGUAUUUGCUUACCCCAGUGCUGUCAUCUCCUGGUUCCGGGAUGGGCAGCUGCUUCCCAGCUCAAACUACAGCAACAUCAAGAUCUACAACACUCCAUCAGCAAGCUACCUGGAGGUGACACCAGACUCUGAAAAUGACUUUGGAAACUACAACUGCACUGCUGUGAACCGCAUUGGCCAGGAGUCCUCAGAGUUCAUUCUUGUGCAGGCGGAUACUCCGUCCUCUCCUUCUAUUGACAGAGUGGAGCCGUACUCUAGUACUGCCCGGGUGGAGUUCGAUGAACCUGAAGCUACUGGUGGGGUGCCCAUCCUCAAGUACAAGGCAGAGUGGAGAGCACUGGGCGAGGGAGAAUGGCAUUCGAGGCUGUAUGAUGCAAAAGAAGCAAAUAUGGAGGGCAUGAUCACUAUCAGUGGCCUGAAGCCUGAGACAACCUACUCUGUGAGACUGUCUGCAGUGAAUGGCAAGGGUGUGGGUGAGAUCAGCCUGCCAUCCGACUUCAAGACGCAGCCAGUUCGGGAACCCAGUGCACCCAAACUGGAAGGUCAGAUGGGAGAAGAUGGAAACUCCAUUAAAGUGAAUGUUAUCAAGCAGGAUGAUGGUGGCUCUCCAAUUAGACAUUACCUGAUCAAAUACAAAGCCAAGCACUCCUCAGAAUGGAAACCAGAGAUCAGACUUCCUUCUGGCAGCGACCACGUCAUGCUCAAGUCUCUGGACUGGAAUGCAGAGUACGAGGUUUAUGUGAUAGCUGAAAACCAGCAAGGGAAGUCCAAACCAGCUCACUACGCUUUCCGAACGUCUGCUCAGCCCACUGUCAUCCCAGCCAGCACUAGCCCUACAUCAGGCCUUGGGACUGCUGCCAUUGUAGGCAUUCUCAUUGUUAUCUUUGUGCUGCUCCUGGUGGCUGUGGAUGUCACCUGCUACUUCCUGAACAAAUGUGGCCUGCUGAUGUGCAUUGCUGUCAACUUAUGUGGCAAGUCUGGACCAGGAGCCAAGGGCAAAGACAUGGAGGAGGGCAAAGCCGCCUUUUCGAAAGAUGAGUCCAAGGAGCCUAUCGUGGAAGUGCGGACUGAAGAGGAGCGGACCCCCAACCAUGACGGGGGAAAACACACAGAGCCCAACGAGACCACCCCACUGACAGAGCCAGAGCACACCGCCGAUACCGCAGCUACCGUUGAGGACAUGCUGCCUUCUGUAACUACGGGCACCACAAACUCUGACACUAUCACUGAAACUUUUGCCACUGCUCAGAACAGCCCCACCAGCGAGACCACCACACUGACCUCCAGUAUUGCCAUGCCAGCCGCGGCCAUUCCCGACUCCAACUCCAUGUCGCCUGGCCAGGCUACUCCAGCCAAAGGGGGAGCCGCCUCAGUCUCUUCACCACCGCCCUCCUCUACCCCCAAAGUGGCCCCCCUUGUCGAUCUCAGCGACACCCCGAGCUCUACUCCAGCUGCUAAUAAUUUGUCUUCAAGUGUCCUGUCCAACCAAGGCGCAGUGCUCAGCCCCAGCACUGUUGCUAAUGUGGCCGAGACCUCCAAAGCGGCAGCUGGUAACAAGUCGGCUGCCCCGACCCCUGCAAACCUCACUAGCCCUUCAGCUCCGUCAGAGCCCAAGCAGGAGGUCUCGAGCACCAAGAGCCCCGAGAAGGAAACUGUGCAGCCCAGCACAGUGAAGAGCCCAACAGAGACAACCAAGAACCCAAGCAAUGUGAAGAGCGAGGCUGCUUCAGGCAGCACCACAAACCCUUCCCAGAAUGAGGACUUUAAAAUGGACGAAGGGACCUUCAAGACACCAGACAUUGAUCUUGCAAAGGAUGUUUUUGCAGCUCUUGGCACUACUACUCCUGCCAGUGUGACUAGCGGGCAAGCUCGCGAGCUUGCUUCUUCCACUGCAGACAGCUCUGUACCUGCUGCACCUGCAAAGACCGAGAAAACCCCAGUAGAAGACAAAUCUGAAGUGCAAGCAACGGAAACUAAGACACCUCCAGCAGAAGUCAAGACGGUCCCAAACGAAGCCACACAAACAAAUGAAAAUGAGAGCAAAGCAUGAUCAGCGACAGAUGAAAAAAAUGACAGAACAACUUCACCCAAGCAUUUAAAACACGAAACACAACACACAUCUCAUUCCUCUAGUGUCUGUUGCCUUUUUUUAAAAAAAACAAAACAAAACAGAAAAUGCAUAAACGGGGGGGGGGUUCUCUCUUUUUCUUUUUUUUUUUCUUUUUUUCUUUUUUUUAAAAAGAUUUUUAGAAAGGUUCUAUUUGUUGUGCACUUGCUUUUAAAAAGUAAUACAUUUUAAAAACAGGGUUAAACCCACAACCAAACCGGGGCUUAGCUGACCCUGUAUAUUCAAAUAGGCAAAAUUGCAAAUACCAGUUACAACAUCGUUGAGGAGCUCAAAAUCAACUAGUCUUAGGCAAAGAAAAAAAAAGAAAGAAAGAAAAAAAGACCCUGUUCUUUCCUUGGUUAGUAUACUAGAUAUAACCACUGUACUGCUUGACUACUUGGUACAGAUGGUCCUUAAUGAACAAAGUCCACAAUUUAUUUUUAUACUUUUCAGUCGAGUUUGAAAUAUGUAAAGCCUCAUAAAUAAGUUAUAAUUUCUGUUCACCUUGUAUUUGUUCAGUAUGCAAAGUGUCUUGAGCUCUUUGUGGCUGAAUUCUGUUCUCCACAUUAGACAUUUAUUUGGGGGGUUAUUAUUUUUUUUUAGGAAGAAUGCCAAAAUUGCAGCUUCGGGGGAUAUAUUUCAAUUUGCAGUAUUCAGACUCUACAUUUCUUUAAAUUUUAUGUUAAUUUUUGCCAACUUUUGUUCUUUCCAGUGUUUACAAUUGACAAAUAUUUUUUUUAACUUUUGUUGUGUUUAAAUGUAUGUGUAAAAUAGCUGCCUUUUUUUUUUUUUAAGUGAAUCCAGUCUAUAGAUACUAGGUUAGCAGCAUGCUUGCUUUGCAAAGGGAGACAUUUUUAAAUAUCGAUGUUUACAGUAGUUUCCCCU